Messenger RNA from Drosophila bipectinata, 2515 nucleotides. RefSeq names its product glutathione hydrolase 1 proenzyme. Gene Ontology annotation, molecular function: glutathione gamma-glutamate hydrolase. The record is from RefSeq and is a predicted model, not a curated record. NCBI's taxonomy places the organism in Eukaryota, Metazoa, Arthropoda, Insecta, Diptera, Drosophilidae. Gene Ontology annotation, cellular component: plasma membrane. Gene Ontology annotation, biological process: glutathione catabolic process.
UCUGAGUACUAGGCUGUACAAUCAGCUUUAUUUUCUUUAUUUAGUAUUUUUGAAUUUGCGUGCUUCGGUCCCACCUUAAGGCCAGCUGAUUUUUUUGAAAUUGAAAGGACUUAGUAUCAAUUGCAAAUUAUUAUUACUUUUUUAAAUCAAUCGCAGCAUUGCUUGCUGCUUGCUUAUCAAAUAUAUAGUCUUGUGAGUUUUAAGUUAAUUACUACAUAAUACUUGUCUUGCCACGGGAAAAUCCAUCAAAAGAAAAAAAUGUUUGUAGGACUUACUGUUAAUAGUCUUAUUACCGUCACAAUUGGAAUCUUAGCCACAGGAUAUUUUUGGAGGUAUCCACCUCCAAAAAAUGUAGUCAAAAGUCCUCCAAAUCCCGAAACGCCCCUCCCCCCGUCGAAUUCACCAUUAUAUAGAUUUUCCCGAGCUGCAGUUUGUAGUGACAACAAUGUUUGCAGUCUUCUGUCUAAAAGUGCCAUGAAAAAAGGAGGAAGUGCGGUGGACGGGGCCCUGGUGUCUCUAUUUUGCACUGGACUUAUCGGGAUGCAAAGUAUGGGGCUGGGCGGCGGUAUGCUCAUGAACGUUUAUAGCCACAAAGCGCGCAAGUCGUACAGCAUACUGGCUCGCGAAAUUUCUCCGCGUUUGCUACGGGAAAAUAAUCUAUCGGUCUUUCGGGAGGAGGAAGAGUUCAAACAGUCUAGCUGGUCGAUUGCUGUGCCAACUGAAAUGGCUGGCUAUGCCAUAGCUCACCAGAAGUUCGGUCGCUUAUCGUGGUCAGAGCUUGUAGGCCCUACCACGGAGCUGUGCCGCAGGGGAUACAGACUUUACAAGCACCAGUACGACGCCCUUAUUAUGAACCAAGAGAUGGUUAAGAGAGAUCCCGGCCUGAGAAACAUGUUUGUAAAUUCUGAUUCGGGGCAGUUUUGGCGUACCGGAAGUCAUAUACAGCCUCCAAUUCAAUUGUGCGAGACGUACGAAAGGCUGGCUUUGGAAGGACCGUACAGCUUCUACAACGGAUCUAUUGCAGAUGAUUUGGCAGCCGACUUAAAAGAAAUUGGCAGUGUCAUUGACAAGGAAGACCUAGCCAACACCAGGGCUACAUUCACUGAAUCGGUCGUGUUACCGUUCGAUGAGUACGACCUGCAUCUAACUCCGCCACCUGGCAGUGGCUACAUCCUGGGAUUUAUACUUAACAUUUUGCGAGAAUUCCGGAUGGAUUUUGAAGAAGCUCAAAGCAUAGGCGCCUUACAGAUACAUCGAAUGGUGGAGGCCAUGAAGUUUGGGUUUGUUCAGCGGUGGCAGCUGGAUGAAAAAUCUGAUACUAAGAUUUUAAAUAAACUUUUCAGUCCUGAGCUAUCAAAAUCUAUAGCUUAUAAAAUAGAUGACUUAAAGACUUCUAACCAGUCUACAUUCUAUGGAGGUUCCUCGGAUAUACGCACACGGAACGAGUAUGGAACCGCCCAUAUAUCUGUGCUUCUUGACAACGAUGCCGUUUCAGUCACUAGCUCGAUAAACUUUUAUUUUGGUAGUGGCCGCAUUGGCAAACGUACAGGUGUUCUUUUUAACAAUGGCAUGUCGGAUUUUUCCAUAGAACAGCUGCGAAACUAUUUUGAUUUGCCCUUCGUAAUGGGAAAAAAUAUGGUUGCUCCAUCUGCCCGGCCUAUGUCCUCAAUGAGUCCGGUAAUCGUUACAGAGCGCUCAACGGGCAGAGUACGGCUGGUUGUUGGUGCGGCUGGAGGCGCAAAAAUUAUUUCAUCUUUGGUUCCUCUACUAGUGCGCGUCCUGUGGCAAAAGGCAAACAUAAAAAAUGCCAUCGAUGCCAGUCGUAUCCACCAUCAGAUGUCACCCAACGUUCUUCUCUACGAAUAUGGACUAAUUCAGAAAUACGUUGAUCUUUUGCGGCAGCGAGGACAUAAAUGUGAGCGCUACGAGCACCGCGGAUCUGUUAUCUGUGGCAUCGUCCAGAAUAAUGGUACAGUUUGGUCAAAUUCUGAUUUUCGAAAACCGGGUGGAGUUUCUGGCUUUUAAGAGCACAUGUUUAUUAUAUAAACCUCAUCGAUUUUUAUACUCAUGCAUUAUUAUAGGGUAGAGGGUAUUAUAAAUUUGUAAAAAUACCAAAUUUGGUAUUUUUGAAGAUAGAAGCUUGGGCGUUUUUUUUGUAGAUUUUUUGUUGCAAUUAAUUGUUUUUUUUUAUAAAGAAAGGUAGACAAUGUCUUUUAGACAUGUGAAAAAAGUGCAUAUUAAUGUUGCAUACACUAUUGAUUUUAAUGCUUUAGCUUGGUGGCAUAUAAAUAAGCAGUUUUUUCCGCUAUUGCACAAAACAAGCUGCAAAAUACUUUUCAUUCCAGUGAGCAUCACGGCUUCGGAACGUACAUUUUCAAACGCAAGAACUUUAAUUACAGAAAAGCGUUGUCCAAUAGCCACUAAUUCGGAAAAUAUUAACAAAAAAAUGUUGUUGCAUUCAAAUGAGUUGUAAAUUAUUGUUAAUUUAGAAAUAAAUUAAAUGAAAAAUCAUAAA